GUCGCUGGCCUGCUGUACGCGUUCAUUGAAGAAAAUUAAGGGAAGAAUGAUCCGCUAGGCACGAGUCUAGACAUCGGGUCCCUUGCGGGGUGAUAGGCAGCCCCACCAGGCCAGUUCGGUACGUCAAUCGAGGUUAGCGCCAACAAGGCCAACAAAAUGUUCUCCCCCUACACCCAUGUGCCGCAUUCCACAGGCAGUAGGCAUCUUGUAUUACGGUGAUUUGGAGGCUGAGAACCAACUUGGAACUUGAUUACAAGUUGGAACGGGUUAUAUUCAAUGGCGGGGGGGAGAUAUAAAGCAGAAUCCAUUAGCUAGUGUUCAGUACAGCGGCCUCAGUACUUAUCCAGCAGCAAUACCCAAUACCCACCUACUACUACCACUCUUACCAUGAUUCGCUUCGAUUCUCUCUCCAUGGCUGUUCAGCAGGCGAUGUGCACUCCCAUGCACCAAAUCCUGCCUGUAUCCCAGUCGACUGGAGCCCUUUACCUGGGCUCCUUGGCCGCCAUCCACGAAAAAGACGCUCUCGUCGAAAAGAAUAUCACCCACCUCGUCCAGGUGAUGGAUGCGCCAUGGCUCCCCCUCUCUGAAAAAGACGGCUUCAACUGCUACCGGAUCCCCAUCCUCGACACCUCGUCGGCAGAUAUCAAGAGCCAUUUAGAGGCAGCAUGCAACUAUAUUGACCAGAGCCUUCGCUCGGGAAAGAGCGUGCUGGUACAUUGUCAGCAGGGCGUGUCCAGGAGCGCUUCGAUUGUCAUUGCCUAUCUCAUCCGCAAUCGCGGUAUGUCCUACGACAGCGCCUUUGCCUACGUGAAGCGAGAGCGGGCAUGCAUUGCUCCCAACUCUGGCUUCGUCCAGGCCCUUAGAGAGUGGGAGGCAGCUUUCCGCAGGCCUUCUGCGGGCAGGCGUUUCACUUCUUAGAGAUCUUUCCGGCCUCGGAUUAGACUAUUUACGUUCUAUUUACUACUAUACCAGGUUUUUUGGGUUCUUCUGGCGUCGAUGAUACCUCUUUACAUUCGAUUUCGUUUAUUUGCGCCUAAAUUCUUAAAUGCCUAACCGGCAAUCAAAGGCUAUUUCUUCGGGACAUUUACCUACUUAGUUUACCGUUCGAUUUGCGGAGCGAUUUCCGUAGUUCAAGUAUCCAAUUCGGAUCUGCCAAAAUUCUAUUGCCUCCGCUCUUCCUAUGUUUGUUUCCUUAUUUUGAAUUACCCACGACAAAGGCGGGACACAGCUUGCCCUAACUGCCAUUUACCG
Molecule: messenger RNA, 1251 nt
Organism: Desarmillaria tabescens
Lineage: Eukaryota; Fungi; Basidiomycota; Agaricomycetes; Agaricales; Physalacriaceae
Product: protein-tyrosine phosphatase-like protein
Exons: 3
Coding region: 388-918 (176 amino acids)
Biological process (GO): negative regulation of MAPK cascade; protein dephosphorylation
Cellular component (GO): cytoplasm
Molecular function (GO): MAP kinase tyrosine/serine/threonine phosphatase activity; protein tyrosine/threonine phosphatase activity; MAP kinase tyrosine phosphatase activity
Source: RefSeq, a predicted model, not a curated record